Molecule: messenger RNA, 2009 nt
Organism: Ilex paraguariensis (yerba mate)
Lineage: Eukaryota; Viridiplantae; Streptophyta; Magnoliopsida; Aquifoliales; Aquifoliaceae
Source: the annotation of a GenBank genome assembly
CUCGGAGAAAGCUAGGGUUAACCAGAAAUCAGAAGUUGGGGCUUUCGUUCCUGAGUUCAAAAAUGCCUCGUUAUGAUGAUAGAUAUGGCAAUACGCGCCUUUACGUUGGUCACUUGUCUUCAAGGACGCGAUCGCGUGAUUUGGAGCAUGUCUUCAGCAGAUAUGGAAGGUUUCUGGGCUUUUGCCUGGCCUGGAGGUCAAUGGUGAGAGGGUGCCCUUGGUGGAAUUGGUGGAAAUUCUUGCCGAGUGUUAGGAGACUCUGACGAUUCUUUCUGUAAUGUUUAUGCGUGUUGUUGUGGAAUUGGCAACAAUCUCAAACUGGUGUUUAGUUCGUUUUGUGAGGCGAUAUGUCAUGCACUUCCAGUACUUAAGUAAUGAUGGCCUUAUUGUUUCUGGCAACCGUUUCCGCAGAGUACGAGAUGUGGAUAUGAAGCGCGACUAUGCCUUUGUUGAAUUUAGUGAUCCUCGUGAUGCUGAUGACGCAAGAUAUAGCUUAAAUGGUCGAGAUUUCGAUGGAAGUCGUAUUAUUGUGGAAUUUGCAAAGGGAGAGCCACGUGGAGCUGGUGGUUCUCGAGAAUAUCUGGGCAAGGGUCCUGCUCCUGGGUCUGGACGGUGCUUCAAUUGCGGCAUUGAUGGUCAUUGGGCCCGAGAUUGCAAAGCCGGGGACUGGAAGAACAAGUGUUAUCGAUGUGGAGAAAGAGGUCAUAUAGAAAGAAACUGCCAGAACAGUCCCAAGAAGCUCAGUCGACGUGAUCGGAGUUACUCACGGUCACCAGUGAGAUCACGUUCUCCUCACCGCAGAAGGAGCCAUAGUCGAGGUUAUAGCCGAAGUCGUAGCUACAGUCGAUCGAGAUCCCCUCCAAGGAGGGAGAAAAUUAUUGAGCGUGAAGAGAAGAGAUCAAGGAGCCUUCGCUACAGUAGAAGCCCCAAGCAGGACAAGGGUUCUCCACCCCCCUCCAAGUCAAGGAAGCGCAGUCCAACACCUGAUGAUGGUAGCCCAAUGGAGAGAGAGAGCCCUAUUAUUAAGAAAGAGAGACAGGUAAGCGAGCAGGACGAUUCAGUCCACAGUCAGAGCCCUAGGGGGAAGGACAGAAGUUCUGUGAGCCCUGAAAGGGAUAGCCCUGCUGGUAGGACGUCUGAUAGCCCUUAUGAGGCUAAUGGUCAAAGCCGCAGCCCUAGUCCUAGACAUGACAGGAGCCCCAUUGAUGACAGGAGCCCUCUUGUUGAUGAGGAUAAUCGUCUCACCCCUAGAGGCAGCGAAUCCCCUUAAAUGGUUUGAAUUGGUGAGGUCUCUGUUCAAAUUUGGCAUAUACAACGAAUCCAUUAGCGUGUCCUAUUUUUCCUAAGUAUAUCAUUGCUGGACUUUGUUUAGACAUGAUAAAAUACUUUUGAUUUCAGAAGAGUGAGCAUGAGUUUGAAUUGUACGCUGAGAAAUUGUCCUCUAGUUCUUCUUAUAUUGAUCUUCGUUUAGUUUCUAUAUCGUUUGCCUAUAGUGUCCUCGUGCUCAAUUUACUCGUGGUUGCAGUGAUACAUAGGUGCAAGAAGUCUUGGCAGUUGAUUGAAUUUGUACUGUGGCAGCUUAUAAUUUUGGGUAAUGAGUUGAAUGAAGGAUGAUACUUUCAUAAGGAGUGGAAGCAUAUGUCAAUGUGAUUGGGAAUUGCUUCUCACCAGUUUCUCUCAUGAAUCAUGAUAGUUAACUGGAGGAUGAGAAUUAGCAAGUCACUAGGGGAGUUCAUAGCUUGUCUGACCAUAGAUACUCGAUUGUGCCUUUGUUGGAAUUGGCAGUGCAUGAUGUGUGUUACUCAUUAGUUAAUGGGGAUACGGAUUUUUUUAAUAGUUUUUUGUCAAUUUUUGUUUAAUGAAAGAUUAUUCGUCGUGUAUUAUUGGGACAACCACUAUGUAGGGUGGGUCCGACUUUGGGUUGAGAGAAUUAGGUAUUUUAAUCAGCUAGUGAAAAUAAAGGAGAACAAAAACUAUGAGGGGCCUUUGGGUGGAAAAUUCUAAGCUUA